Raphanus sativus (radish) is the source of this 523-nucleotide messenger RNA. RefSeq lists its product as uncharacterized. The transcript has a single exon. Bases 54 to 404 code for a protein of 116 amino acids. The record is from RefSeq and is a predicted model, not a curated record. Lineage: Eukaryota; Viridiplantae; Streptophyta; Magnoliopsida; Brassicales; Brassicaceae.
AACACACACAAAUAUCACAAAGCAAGAGCUCAAAAAAAAGACACCAAGCAACAAUGUCGAAAAUCUCAAAGGUUUCUUCUUUCUGUUUACUCCUCCUCCUCGUCUUCUUCCUCAGUUCUCAACCUACACUCUCACUCCGUGUCCCAAAACCACAAUCAGAAACAGCAUCACCUCAAACCAUGAUCGAUGAUUCGUCUCCAAUGGGAAUGAUCGACCAUGCAAAAUCCAUGAUUUCUGGAUUCUUCAGCCACAAGUUUCCAUUAAUGGGCUGGCCUUUCCCCAAGUACCCACCCUUCACAAUGGUUAACCCUAACAUCCCAACAAACCCAUCUGGAGCUCAAGAGGAAUCAGAGAAGCUACCUUCUUCCCCAAGUAAUCUUAACAAAGAUGGAGGAAACGCAUGAAGACUUAUGAAGUUUACUUGUGCUCAAAAACACUUAUAUGGUUUUACAUUUCAUAAAAAAAAAUAAAAAUUGUAUCUUUAACAAUUGAAUGGUAAGACAAAGAAGAUAUUAUCUAUCUA